Messenger RNA from Oncorhynchus kisutch (coho salmon), 1511 nucleotides. Its product is annotated as green-sensitive opsin-3-like. Gene Ontology annotation, molecular function: G protein-coupled receptor activity. Gene Ontology annotation, cellular component: membrane. The record is from RefSeq and is a predicted model, not a curated record. Bases 61 to 1098 code for a protein of 345 amino acids. Gene Ontology annotation, biological process: phototransduction; G protein-coupled receptor signaling pathway; visual perception. The transcript has 5 exons. Lineage: Eukaryota; Metazoa; Chordata; Actinopteri; Salmoniformes; Salmonidae.
ACAGGGUUGACCAAAUUACUCAACUUUUUCUUCACCUUACCACCUGUCCAUUUCCUCAAAAUGAACGGCACUGAGGGCAACAACUUCUACAUCCCCAUGUCCAACAGGACUGGGCUUGUAAGGAGUCCUUUUCUAUACCCUCAGUACUACUUGGCGGAUCCAUGGCAAUUCUAUCUGCUUGCUGUCUACAUGUUUUUCCUGAUCUGCUUUGGAUUCCCCAUCAACGGUCUGACCCUGUAUGUCACAGCCACAAACAAGAAGCUCCAGCAACCCCUCAACUUCAUUCUGGUCAACUUGGCUCUGGCUGGAUUGAUCAUGGUCCUCUUUGGAUUCACUAUCACCAUUACAUCUGCUGUCAAUGGCUACUUCAUCUGGGGACCAUUGGGCUGUGCCAUUGAGGGAUUCAUGGCUACACUUGGAGGUCAGGUGGCUCUGUGGUCUCUGGUGGUGCUGGCAAUUGAGAGAUACAUUGUGGUCUGCAAGCCCAUGGGCAGCUUCAAAUUCAGUGUCGCCCAUGCUGGUGCUGGUGUUGGAUUCACCUGGGUGAUGGCUGCCACCUGCGCUGUUCCCCCACUGGUUGGCUGGUCCAGAUACAUCCCUGAGGGCAUGCAGUGUUCAUGUGGACCUGACUACUAUACUCUGAGUCCAGGCUACAACAAUGACUCAUAUGUCAUAUACAUGUUUGUCUGCCACUUCAUGGUUCCAGUCUUCAUCAUUGCCUUCACUUAUGGAAGCCUUGUCCUCACAGUCAAGGCGGCGGCAGCUUCCCAGCAGGACUCAGCAUCCACCCAGAAAGCUGAGAAGGAAGUGACACGUAUGUGCCUCCUGAUGGUUUGUGGUUUCCUGAUUGCCUGGACCCCCUAUGCCUCUGUUGCUGCUUGGAUCUUCUUCAACAAAGGAGCUGCGUUCACUGCCCAGUUCAUGGCUGUCCCAGCCUUCUUCUCAAAGAGCUCAGCCAUCUUCAACCCAGUCAUCUAUGUGCUGAUGAACAAACAGUUCCGUAACUGCAUGCUGGCUGCUGUAGGCAUAGCAGCCCCUGAGGAUGAGACUUCUGUGUCAACAAGCAAGACAGAAGUGUCUUCUGUGGGCCCUGCAUAGAGACUUCCCUCACGCUGCACUUCCUGCCCUCUGAUUUCUACCCUUGUUUGAUGCUCUACAUGGACUGCUUUUGAAGACACACUUCUUUCACCAAAUGGACAUUAAACUGUACUGACCUGUAAUGAUUGGGCUCUGUUGUUCUCUCUACGCUCACAGACUGUGCCACUUAAUGUAGUUGAGAAUUGACUUGACAUACAUUUUAUACUCAUCCAAAAGAAACAGCUGAUUUGCCUCUUAUAGGUGGUAACAAAUGGAUGAGCCUCAGGCUUUCAGAACAGCUCUAAUGUUUGUCUUGAUGGAUCAUGAAAUUUUAUUUUUAUUUUAUGGCGAGGCCAGCAAUUAUUUUGUUGUCAUCAUUUCCUGUGUAUACAGUAUUUUAUAAAUUUAUAAACUAGAUAAAUACAUGCAUGAAA